AUGUUGUUUCUACGAUUGUACCAGUUAUUAAUAUCCGUUGCACUUCUUGGAAGUGUUUCGGCGUCUGUGGUAUCCAACGAACUCGAUGCAGCCUCAGAUAAACGAGCUGAGGCCGCAGAAGAAAAUUACGAUGAUGUCGAACUACCACCGCUGCUUACCCAAGAUGAUUUCGACCCUAAAUUAACAGAAGGUCUUCAUAUGGUGGAGUUUUAUUCACCAUAUUGUGUCCAUUGUACCCAAUUGAUGCCUAUAUGGAAGAAGGUUUAUAAAACUUAUGGUGAAGAGGCAAAGAAAUUGGGGAUUGACAUACAUCAAGUGAAUUGUGUCGAACAAGGUGAUAUUUGUGAUAGAGAAUCUGUGAAAUAUUAUCCAAACAUUAGAAUCUACGGGCCAAACCCCGGCCGUCCGGGUGGUAAAGUUUUACUGAGUUUCCCUUCGAAUAUCAAGAAAACUGAGGAGAAUUUGAAGAGUUUUAUCAAAGAGUCUGCGUACCAAUUUGGUGAAUUGGAUAAGUUGAAUUUGCCGAGUCAAAGUAACUUGAUUGACACUGGAUCUUUGGCCGAAAUUUUGGCGGGUAAAAGCCAAACUAAUAAACCUAUACUAUUGUCAUUCUGGCCAAGUAGUGAUGACAAAUUUACCGAUAUUGAUGCCGAUCAAAAUGUAUUUGACAAUUGUGAAGUGUGUCGUGAAUUUAGAACUAUGUGGAACAUCAUUUCUAACCAACUCGUUGAUGAUAUUGAAACUGGGCAUGUGAAUUGCGAAUCUAGCGGUAUCAUUUGUCAAGAAUUGGGGUACAAGGAAUUGUUGCAAAAUGGAAGAAACAGAAAUAGAAAUCCAAGGGUUGCCGUGGUGUUACCAAGAUCUACCGGUAAUUUCAUUAAAUAUUCUGGACCUGUAAAUAUCGGUGAAGUUGUUACUUGGACCAAACGUUUCUUACAGAACUAUAAAGUUGAAGAUAUUAAUCCAUAUGAAUUAUCCCAAAAAAUGAACUUGGUUAAUAGAUUGAUCAAUGAACCGAAAACAGAAUUACCAGGAGAAUCAGACAACAAAGUGUCAUUUAUCUAUUAUUAUGGUAAUAACGUUGGCGACGAGUCAUUGGCCACUAAUCCAACAACCGCCGAAGAUUUUGAGGUUUUACCAUAUUUGUUGGACCCAGUGAUGAAAUUACCAGAUAUUUAUCUUUAUAAAUCUAAUGAUACUGGGUUCCUUAAAUUAAUCGAGAGACAGACCAAAAAUAUGUUGAGAUAUAUUCAUUAUAAUGUAUCUGAACCGGUCAAGGAAUUUGACAGAGAAUUGUUUGUCUCUAAUACCGUUACUUCUCUUCCAACAAUUAUUGGUUUCAAGGAUAAUUGCUUAAUUCCGUACGUGUUUCAAAAUUUCGAUCCAAAGGAUAUUAGAAACCCAAAGCUUGUUGAAGCGUUCAUUAGAAGAAACUCUUUACCAUUCAUCUCUGAAUUGACCCCAGGUAGCUUCAAAAAGAUCUUUAAUUUGAAAAACAAUAAUAUUGAUAAAGUGGUGGUGGCAUUCUUUGAUAGUGGUGAUCCAGGUUUCAACCAUGGGGCCCUUAACAACUUGAUGUUGGCAGCUCAUGACUAUCAUUACUAUUGGAGCGAGCACGUUUUCAAACAACUUGCAAAGAGAAGACAGGCCAAAGCUGAUAAGGUGGCCAAGCUUCGUGCCAAAGGCGCUGACUCAGUGUCUAUUACCCUGGCAAUGGCGAAUGAAAUUGAUUAUGAUAAUGCAGGACAGGUUGUCUUCACUUAUCUUGACCUUAAUAAGUUUAAAGACUUGAUUAGUGAAAAGGGGUGGAACAUCCAUGGGAAGGAACAUUUUGAUAGAGGAGAUGCUAUAAUCAUUGAACGUACUGGGAAGUUUUACUACGAACAUGAUAGCUAUGGUAAUCCUUUGCGUUGCGAACCUUGGGCUAUCCGUAACACUUUGAUGAGUUUCCAUGAUAAGAAUUACGUUGUUCGUCCAUUGAAGAAGAACUUGAUUAAUAGUCCUUACGGUAAUUACUUGAGACCAAUGGAUUACAUCCACCGUCACGGUAUCAGAGGGUACUUACUCGUGAUCAUUGUGGUUGUUGGUUGUAUUGGCGUGCUGAGAAAGUAUAAUAUCACCGGCAGAAGAUCAGCGUUAACGAAAUUGAAUGCUGUGAAACAAUACUUUUAUCAAGGAUAUUCCAAAUUGAGUGGUGGAAGCGGACAUUACGCCAGUGGGGCUAAUAAAAGUUUGGGAAUCUUGGGGAAUAUUCCUGGUCAAGGUAGUGGAAAGACCGAUUAA
This is a messenger RNA of Saccharomycopsis crataegensis, 2283 nucleotides long. It is a transcript of the gene EPS1, whose product is annotated as protein disulfide isomerase EPS1. Gene Ontology annotation, molecular function: protein disulfide isomerase activity. Gene Ontology annotation, cellular component: endoplasmic reticulum. The transcript has a single exon. The record is from RefSeq and is a predicted model, not a curated record. Gene Ontology annotation, biological process: protein folding. NCBI's taxonomy places the organism in Eukaryota, Fungi, Ascomycota, Saccharomycetes, Ascoideales, Saccharomycopsidaceae. The coding region runs from base 1 to 2283 and encodes 760 amino acids.